Physella acuta is the source of this 2694-nucleotide messenger RNA. Its product is annotated as feeding circuit activating peptides. NCBI's taxonomy places the organism in Eukaryota, Metazoa, Mollusca, Gastropoda, Physidae. The record is from RefSeq and is a predicted model, not a curated record.
UGCAUUGGCCGCCAUAACGCGAGUGGAGCAUCGCGCGCUAGUUAUAAAAGGUGCGUUGCAAUCGUCGUUGUGGAACAAGGAAGAGGACUUCAAAGACUGAAACUUUUAGAAGUUAAAGAUGUCACCCAAAGUAAAUUAAGUUCUACGUCCUCGUACAAGCUGCAUCUCAAAGAAAGAAGAAUUUAAAAGCUGAAGAACUGUUCAUAGAAAAGACUAAUUAAUUAACGAGUUAGCUUAGAUUAAUCAAGUGUUCUCUCGAGCGGUGCCGUGAAGGCAGGUGUCCAGAACUGAAAAAUGACGUCACUGAAAGCUGUUGCCCGCUUCCUGUUUUGUCUGAUCGUCUGCUUCGCCGUAGUCAAGGCUAACUUUCAGCAUUUACGAGUUCCAAACACAGACAUCUACAGACUUCUCCUCCUGGCUGAGACUCUCCAGAACAACCACCAGAACAGGUACCAGCCCAGUGGCAUCAAGCGUACCGGCUACUCCCUCCACAAGCUCCCCAGCACACGAGACAGCGCUGAAGGUCCAGAAGACCCCCUGGCGGACGUCAGCGUCAACCCUCUGUGGUACAUGCGCUACGCCUACAAAACACCGUGGCGUGGCUCGUACGACAGCGUGUACGACGACGACGACGACGACACUGGGAUGGGGAAGAGAUUCUUUGAUUCUUUAGGUGGAUAUGAAGUUCACGGGUUCAAAAAGCGGAGCACGGAUAAUGUGUUAGAUAAAAGCAACGAUAUGCUGCAUCCUGAAGGUUCGGCUGGUUCGAGGACAAAAAGAUCUAGUGUUGACGUAGAUGCAAAAAGUGAGAUGCAAGAUCUUGAUUCUAUGAAUCGACAAAAACGACAGCUUGACAGUUUAUGGGAUUUCCACGUUCAUAGGUGGAAAAGGGACGGAGAAAAGAGAAACCUUGAUUCCUUGGGGGAUUUCCAAGUUCAUGGUUGGAAAAGGGACGGAGAAAAACGUAAUUUAGAUUCCUUAGGCGAUUUCCAAGUUCAUGGUUGGAAAAGGGACGGAGAAAAACGUAAUUUAGAUUCCUUAGGCGAUUUCCAAGUUCAUGGUUGGAAAAGGGACGGAGAAAAGCGUAAUUUAGAUUCCUUGGGGGAUUUUCAAGUUCAUGGGUGGAAAAGGGACGGAGAAAAGAGAAACCUUGAUUCCUUAGGGGAUUUCCAAGUUCAUGGGUGGAAGAGGGACGGAGAGAAACGUAAUUUAGAUUCCUUAGGGGAUUUCCAAGUUCAUGGGUGGAAAAGGGACGGAGAAAAGAGAAACCUUGAUUCCUUAGGGGAUUUCCAAGUUCAUGGGUGGAAGAGGGACGGUGAGAAACGUAAUUUAGAUUCCUUAGGGGAUUUCCAAGUUCACGGGUGGAAAAGGGACGGAGAGAAACGUAAUUUAGAUUCUUUGGGGGAUUUCCAAGUUCAUGGGUGGAAAAGGGACGGAGAAAAGAGAAACCUUGACUCCUUGGGGGAUUUCCAAGUUCAUGGUUGGAAAAGAGACGAGGGCAAUCGAACAAAAAGAAAUACUGAUAGUUUAUCAGAGUCCCAGGUACAUCGGUCGAAAAGGGAUGCAAGCAAACGAAACUUGGAUUCGUUGGGGGAUUUCCAAGUUCAUGGGUGGAAAAGGGACGGAGAGAAACGUAAUUUAGAUUCCUUAGGGGAUUUCCAAGUUCAUGGUUGGAAAAGGGACGGAGAGAAACGUAAUUUAGAUUCCUUGGGGGAUUUUCAAGUUCAUGGGUGGAAAAGGGACGGAGAAAAGAGAAACCUUGAUUCCUUGGGGGAUUUCCAAGUUCAUGGUUGGAAAAGGGACGGAGAGAAACGCAAUUUAGAUUCCUUAGGGGAUUUCCAAGUUCAUGGUUGGAAAAGGGACGGAGAGAAACGUAAUUUAGAUUCCUUGGGGGAUUUUCAAGUUCAUGGGUGGAAAAGGGACGAAGAAAAGAGAAACCUUGAUUCCUUAGGGGAUUUUCAAGUUCAUGGUUGGAAAAGGGACGGAGAGAAACGUAAUUUAGAUUCAUUGGGAGAUUUCCAAGUUCAUGGUUGGAAAAGGGACGGAGAGAAACGCAAUUUAGAUUCCUUGGGAGAUUUCCAAGUUCAUGGGUGGAAAAGGGACGGAGAGAAACGUAAUUUAGAUUCAUUGGGAGAUUUCCAAGUUCAUGGGUGGAAAAGGGACGGAGAGAAACGCAAUUUAGAUUCCUUGGGAGAUUUCCAAGUUCAUGGAUGGAAAAGGGACGAAGAAAAGAGAAACCUUGAUUCCUUAGGGGAUUUCCAAGUUCAUGGGUGGAAAAGGGACGGAGAGAAACGUAAUUUAGAUUCCUUAGGGGAUUUCCAAGUUCAUGGGUGGAAGAGGGACGGAGAGAAACGUAAUUUAGAUUCCUUAGGGGAUUUCCAAGUUCAUGGGUGGAAGAGGGACGAGGUUACCAGCAAAUCACCAAAUAAAACUAGUUGAUUGGGCUUCAUGUCUUAAAAUAAUAAUCUGUACAAACUGUUAUUUAAGGACUACAACAUACGAGCAACAAAAAUUUUAAAAUAAGUUAUUAUGUAAAUCUCUAUUUACUUCACUUUGUAGGUCCUCUAAACUGUUAUUGAAGAUUGUGAUGAUUUUAAAAGGUUAAGUACCUGUAAAACAAAAUUAUAGUGCACCAAUAUAAUUUUGUUUAUGUUAUUCAGAUUUGACAAUAAAAUUUUCGAAUUUAAAGAUUUC